Molecule: messenger RNA, 1272 nt
Organism: Colletotrichum chrysophilum
Lineage: Eukaryota; Fungi; Ascomycota; Sordariomycetes; Glomerellales; Glomerellaceae
Exons: 2
Coding region: 1-1272 (423 amino acids)
Molecular function (GO): oxidoreductase activity, acting on paired donors, with incorporation or reduction of molecular oxygen; iron ion binding; heme binding
Source: RefSeq, a predicted model, not a curated record
AUGUUCUCAACCCUGGAGUCAAAGGCCCACUCUCUACGCAAGCGUAUGGUGUCAAAUGCCUACUCAAAAUCCUUCAUCCAAGCCUCGCCAGCUGCCAAAGCACAAGCACGCAAGCUUCUCUUCGGUCGUCUCCUACCCCUGUUAUCUGAAUCAUCAGCCGGUCCUGAGCCUCAGGGCAUCGAGGUGUUUUCGACCUUCCUCGCUUCGACAAUGGACUUUAUUACGGCAUACAUAUUUGGCUUACGCAACAGCACUGAUUUCCUCAGAGACAAGUCCUACAGAGACCACUGGCUGCAGCUGUAUCUCGUACGCGCGAGCUUCGGGUUCUGGCCGCAGGAGAUGCCGCAGUUGACGGAAUUCUUGGGUCGGUUCGGACCGGUGCUGAAGCCGUAUCCUGCUUGGGUCGAUGAUGCGAAUGCUGAAUUGCGGGAGUGGAACACGAAGUUAUGCGAGAAGACGUACAAUGCUACUCACGGAUUAGAAGUCGCGGAGAAGCAAGACCCCGCAGAUGAACCCGUCGUUUUCCAGGCCAUGGAGGCCGGAAUCGAGAAGGAACGUCGAGUCAACGGGAAAGAGUCUCUGCUCUACUCAACAGCCAUACUCAAGAAGGACCUGUCAAUGGCAUCCGAGUUGUUUGACCAGCUUUUGGCGGGCCAAGAGACGGCCGGCAUCGCACUCACAUACUUGGCUUGGCAUUUGUCCAAAUCUCCGGAUUUGCAGCAGCAGUUGAGACAGGAACUCCUGACUUUGGAACCUCCCCUGACUAUGCCAGCCGAUGGAUCUCUGCCAGGCAACCUCCCGGACCCAAAAUCUGUCGAUGCACUACCACUCCUGAAUGCCAUGGUCAUGGAGACGCUCCGUCUGAAUGCCCCGAUCCCAGGUCCCGAGCCACGACAAACGCCUCAACCGUCUUGCCAACUCGGAGAGUUCCAUGUCCCUGGAGGCGUCCGCGUCGCUGCUCUUGGCUACACCCUUCAUCGGAAGGAGAACGUGUUCCCGGAACCUGAAGUGUGGAAUCACACUCGUUGGCUUGAGUCGGAGACCAACGAAGAACAGCGCCGCGAGAUGAGUCGUUACUUUUGGGCUUUCGGGAGUGGAGGAAGGAUGUGCGUCGGGUCGAACUUUGCAAUGAAUGAAAUGAAGCUUAUUGCAGCAGCCAUUUGGUCGAAUUUCACGACGUACAUCGUCGAUGACACAGACAUCGAACAGGAUGACACAUACACCGCACGCCCGAUAGCAGAGCAGUUGAUGCUGAGAUUUGAGCGCGUAUAG